UGCGUGGCGAGUGACAAGGCGCGCGCUGAUGGUGGUUUCAAACAACAAGCAGGAAUAAAAGUUUCUUCCUUUUGAGAGUUCACGAUACAGUUAUAGGUAAGCCAGGUCUAACGGGCCCAGCUGAAGUCCCGGUCCGUGUGGUCCAGUCCGGACGGUCUCAAUGACCGAGUGUAAUCUCUGAAGCAGCUGGUUAGUGAUUAACUGGAGUGUGUUUGCAGCAGCUGCAGAGACCUGCAGCACACACACCGUCUCACCAUGCAGUGGGUCCGUACUUCUCUCUGCACAGCCGCUCGGGUCAGAUCCUGGGUUUGGACCCGGAACCACACGGCAGCUGUCCGGAUGGACCUGAGCGGAAUUUAUCCGCCCAUCGCCACUCCGUUCACCGCCACGGAGGACGUGGACUACAAGAAACUGGAGGAAAACCUGCAGAAAUAUGCCAAGAUACCGUUUAAAGGUCUAGUGGUUCAGGGGUCCAACGGUGAGUAUCCGUACCUGAACGAAGAGGAGCGAGUGGAGGUAGUGAGGACGGUCAGACGAUUCCUGCCGGCUGGAAAACUGCUGAUUGCUGGAUCGGGAUGUGAAUCCACCAGAGCCACCGUCCAGCUCACUGAGAAGAUGGUGGCAGCCGGAGCAGACGCCGUCCUGGUGGUCACCCCCUGCUUCUACAAGGGGAAGAUGGACAGCCGUGCUCUGAUUGCUCACUUCACGAAGGUGGCAGACAGCAGCCCAGUGCCGGUGGUUCUGUACAGCGUCCCGGCCAACACGGGUCUGGAGCUGCCGCUGGACGUUGUGGUCGCUCUUUCCCAGCACCCAAACAUCCUGGGCCUGAAGGACAGCGGAGGAGAUAUCACACGGAUCGGCCUGAUUGUUCACAGAACCAAGAAGCAAGAUUUCCAGGUUUUGGCCGGCUCAGCGGGGUUUCUACAGGCUGCUUAUUGUGUUGGUGCUGUUGGAGGUGUGUGUGCGCUGGCUAACGUUCUGGGCUGGGAGCUGUGCGAGCUGGAGCGUCUGUGUGUGUCCGGGUGUUGGGAGGAAGCCAGAGUCCUGCAGCAGCGCCUCAUCGAGCCCAACGCUGCCGUUACCAGAAAGUUGGGAGUUCCUGCCCUUAAGCAGGCAAUGGAGUGGUUUGGUUUCCACGGCGGUGCCUGUCGAUCACCUCUUCAGCCGCUCACAGAGGCAGAGACUCAGCAGCUGAGACGGGACUUCUCCUCCAACGGAUGGCUGUGAGGGUCCCAGGCUGAGCUUGUACGAGUGAACAUCUGAAAAUCCUGUUACGUUUAAUUCACUUCCUGUUUCAGAACAAAAACACAAUGCUAAAAACUCUGAUAAAAUGUUCCCAGUGUGUGUAAUGAUGUUUGCAAACUGUUGAAAAGUGUAGAAUCUGCUGCUUUUUCCUUUAUUCUCACAGUUGUUUUCCAAUUAAUUAAAUCACUUUCAGACUUCUCAGAAAUUGAACUCAGAGAAAAUUUACACAA
This is a messenger RNA of Melanotaenia boesemani (Boeseman's rainbowfish), 1475 nucleotides long. It is a transcript of the gene hoga1, whose product is annotated as 4-hydroxy-2-oxoglutarate aldolase 1. Gene Ontology annotation, biological process: N-acetylneuraminate catabolic process. NCBI's taxonomy places the organism in Eukaryota, Metazoa, Chordata, Actinopteri, Atheriniformes, Melanotaeniidae. The coding region runs from base 256 to 1227 and encodes 323 amino acids. The transcript has 7 exons. Gene Ontology annotation, molecular function: N-acetylneuraminate lyase activity; 4-hydroxy-tetrahydrodipicolinate synthase activity. The record is from RefSeq and is a predicted model, not a curated record.